Molecule: messenger RNA, 1632 nt
Organism: Neoarthrinium moseri
Lineage: Eukaryota; Fungi; Ascomycota; Sordariomycetes; Amphisphaeriales; Apiosporaceae
Exons: 1
Coding region: 1-1632 (543 amino acids)
Molecular function (GO): hydrolase activity, acting on carbon-nitrogen (but not peptide) bonds
Source: RefSeq, a predicted model, not a curated record
AUGACUGAAUCUACUGCACGUAUCUUCCACAAUGGAAAGUUCUUCCAAAGCAGUGGUACAGAUGGGAAGAACCACAGUUUCGCAGAGUGCGUCGUGACAGACGCAUCGGGCAAGAUUGCCCAUGUGGGAAACCUCAGCGAUGAGCAGGUCGCAAGUGCCGAAGCAGCUGGCGCAGCAAAGCAAGAUAUGCAGGGCCAGAUCGUGCUGCCCGGCUUCUUCGACGGCCACAUCCAUCUGCUCAGUCUGGGACAGGCCAUGAGGAGUCUGUCUCUACGACACUGCAAGAACCUGGACGACAUCAAAUCCACUAUCAAGAAGUACGCUGCAGCGCAUCCCGAGAAACAGAGGAUUGUGUGCAACGAAUGGAUGUUCGCCAUGACGCCUGGCAAGGUGCAUGCCAAUAUGUUGGAUGACAUUGACCCGAGGCCAAUUUUCAUCGACGAAAAGAGUCUGCAUGGCACGUGGUGCAACACCGCUGCCCUCAAGGAAUUAGGGAUCAUUGAUGAGGGUGAGGUCGAGGGUGGAAUCAUCGAGAGGGAUAGCGACGGAAAAGCUACCGGUCUGCUCCUGGAGUCAUGCGUCAUGCUCAUCAUCUGGCCCCAUCUUGCUAGAAUGGCGCCCAUGGAAGACAAGGUGGCUGCCCUGAAAGGGGCUAUCGAUGCCCUGAAUGCAGUUGGAUACACAGGAGCAGUCGACAUGGCCCUCGAUGAGAACUCAUUGGAGGCGCUACGCGCGCUCCGACAGAAGGGCGAGCUGCCCAUCAGACUGGCGGCCCACUGGCUCAUCGCCCCCAAGAAGAACGAGGCCGAGAACCUGGCCCAGGUCGACAGGGCUAUCGAGCUGUGGAAAGAGCUGAACGCCGAGACGAGCCCAGACUUCCGGAUCGCGGGCAUCAAGAUCAUCUGCGACGGCAUCAUCGACGCCUGCACCGCUGCGCUGCUCGAGCCGUACUCGACCAACGGCACCAACUCGGGCCCGAUCUGGACGCUGGAGGAGAUCGCGCCCGUGGUCAGGAAGGCCGACGCGGCGGGCCUGCAGUGCGCGCUGCACGCCAUCGGCGACUACGCCUGCAAGAUGGCCAUCGACGCGCUGGAGCAGAACACGACGCCCGGCCGCCGGCACCGCAUCGAGCACCUCGAGAUGACCAAGCCCGAGGACGCCGCGCGCCUCGGCAAGCUGGGCAUCACGGCCUCCGUGCAGCCGGUCCACUCGGACCCGGCCAUCCUCCGCGCCUGGCCGAAGCUGCUGGGCGAGGGCCGCUGUGGGCGCGCCUUCGCCUACAAGGACUUUGCCGACGGUGGCGCCGUGCUCGCGCUGGGCUCCGAUGCCCCCACGGCACCGUACCCACCCUUCCCCAACAUGUACACGGCGGCUACCCGGCGCUCGGCUCGUGAGCCCGAGCUCGAGACUGUCGUCAACCCUCAGUUCGCCCUUGAGCUGUCUGCCGCUGUCGCGGCUGCUACGGCAGGAUCGGCGUAUAGCUGUUUCGCCGACGGCAGUGCAGGCAAGCUGGAAGUGGGGCGGUCUGCUGACUUUGCUGUGGUGGACAUGGAAUGGGACGCCAAGAAGUUGUUGCAAGCCAAGGUCAAGCAGACCUGGUUCAAGGGCAAGAAAGUGUUUGGUGAUGCGUAG